Messenger RNA from Hemiscyllium ocellatum (epaulette shark), 1361 nucleotides. It is a transcript of the gene mettl5, whose product is annotated as methyltransferase 5, N6-adenosine. The record is from RefSeq and is a predicted model, not a curated record. Lineage: Eukaryota; Metazoa; Chordata; Chondrichthyes; Orectolobiformes; Hemiscylliidae. The transcript is spliced from 8 exons. Gene Ontology annotation, molecular function: nucleic acid binding; rRNA (adenine-N6-)-methyltransferase activity. The coding region runs from base 655 to 1287 and encodes 210 amino acids. Gene Ontology annotation, biological process: rRNA methylation.
ACCCGUGUGUUCCCCGGCGUUGAAGCACUCGGCGCACAGGGACAUACACGGCGAGAUCCCGCACGUCCUGCAGCGGUACGCCACGAAGUUGGCGGUCCACACCAAGCCGCAGAGGGUCGCGUUGUCAUAGCCGCGCACCAUUUUACAGAAGUCAUCGAAGCUCUCGCCGCCGGCCAUCAGGCUCUUGCACCACUCGAUCACCUCGGCCUCGGCCACCGCUCUCUCCGGGCUCAGGACGCUAUCCAGCAGCUCUCCGAGCAGCUGCACGCCCCGACCAUCCUGCCGGCUGCACUCAGCCUUCAGCGAAGCGGCCGUACUCCUCUUGUCCCGGCCCAGUAGAGACGCCGCCAUAGCGGCCCGCAGCCGGCCAGCCGAGCCUGCUUAUUUAUUUUGUUCUUGGAACAGCCUGCUGCCAACUCUCGUGAGAGUUCACCCGCCCCCGGAAGCAGCUGAACUUGGCAUGGUUUAUGAACCUUAGGGACUAGAGGAUCGAAAACCAAAAGAACGUGUUGGAGCAACUCAGCAAAUCUGGCCAGCAGCAUCUGUGGAGAGAGAGUUAAUGUUUCAAGCCCAAUAUCAUUUCUUCGGAACUGAAGAAUUGGGCUGUGCUUGUAGUCAGGGGUUGGAGUUGGUUGCACACGGGCUACAAAAACCAUGAAGCGUUUCAAACUGAAAGAAUUGGAGAGUUUAUUGCAGCGAGUGGAUGUUUUUGAGCAGCCGAAGUUACUCCUAGAACAAUAUCCCACGAGCCCACAUAUAGCAGCACAUAUGCUAUAUACCAUACACACAACAUUCGAUGACAUUGAGAGUAAGUUGAUUGGAGAUCUUGGGUGUGGAUGUGGAGUUCUAAGUAUUGGAGCAGCUAUGCUAGAUGCGGGAUUAUGUGUGGGAUUUGAUAUUGAUGAAGGAGCACUCAACAUAUUUAACAGGAAUGUAGAAGAAUUUGAAUUGGCCAACGUUGAUAUGGUUCAAUGUGACGUUUGUUCAGCAAUGACCGGCAAAUUAUCAAAGGCAUUUGACACAAUAAUAAUGAAUCCACCAUUUGGAACAAAACACAAUAAAGGUGUGGACAUGAAAUUCCUCAAAAUUGCUUUAGAUAUGGCCAGAACAGCUGUAUAUUCCCUACACAAAACAUCAACCAGAAAUCAUAUUCAAAAGAAGGCUGAAGAAUGGAAGAUAAAGAUGGAAGUAAUUGCUGAGCUGAGAUAUGACUUAUCAGCAUCAUACAGAUUUCAUAAGAAGAAAUCGAUCGACAUUGAGGUGGACUUCAUACGGUUUUCAUUUUAAAUAAAUUCCAUCCUUCUGGAAAAUAUUCAAUGGAGACAAUGCAGAGAUCAAAAUUAAAUAGUUAAAACACCUUG